Hyalella azteca is the source of this 2766-nucleotide messenger RNA. RefSeq names its product LIM/homeobox protein Awh. The annotation marks the transcript as partial. Gene Ontology annotation, molecular function: RNA polymerase II transcription regulatory region sequence-specific DNA binding; DNA-binding transcription factor activity, RNA polymerase II-specific. Gene Ontology annotation, biological process: regulation of transcription by RNA polymerase II; neuron differentiation. The record is from RefSeq and is a predicted model, not a curated record. The transcript has 5 exons. Gene Ontology annotation, cellular component: nucleus. Lineage: Eukaryota; Metazoa; Arthropoda; Malacostraca; Amphipoda; Hyalellidae.
AUCAGGGACCACAUCAGGGACCACAACGUCUACUGCAAGUCUGACUACUCCAGAAACUUCGGGGCACGCUGUGCCAAGUGCUGCAGAGCCAUCGGGUCCACGGACUGGGUACGCAGGGCUCGAGACCGCGUGUAUCACCUCGCGUGUUUCGCGUGCGACGCGUGCAAGCGACAGCUCAGUACCGGCGAGGAGUUCGCACUACACGAGAGUCGCGUGCUCUGUAAGCAGCACUACCUGGAGGCCGUCGAAGGCGGUGCUACCAGCAACGAUGAAAACACGGACGGGGAGGGCGGACAGCGGAAGAGCAAGAGAGUGCGGACGACGUUCACGGACGAGCAACUCCAGGUUCUGCAGGCGAAUUUCCAAAUCGAUUCGAACCCGGACAGCCAAGACCUGGAACGCAUUGCCCAGCUCACUGGACUCAGCAAGCGUGUCACGCAAGUCUGGUUCCAGAACAGUAGAGCGAGGCAGAAGAAACAUAUGACUUCGAAAAAACAUCAUCAGGGUCUGGAGCGCGGUCUGCACGACCUCACAGGCAGCCUGGCACGCACCAUAGACCUCCACUUCAUGUACUCGUUCAGACCCCAGAGCGUUGAACCCGAGGAUAUGUCGUCUCCAGAAAACUCUAUGAUGACACUCAUGCCUGGGGAAGCAUGACGGUACGACCCUCCCUCCCCACCUCCUCCCCACUCACUCCACUGACGUCAUUCUUGUGAUGACGUCAUCUGCAACGUCAUUCCCGUGAUGACGCUUUCGGUGACGUCAUUUCCAUGAUGAAGUCGUCUGCGACGUGCUACUAUAUGCAUCGUCAAGCAAGCGUUUGUGAUGACUUUAAAAAAUGCAUGCGUUUCCCGUGGAGUUGUGGUCUGAGGUUCACAUUUUCUAAUUAGUUUUAGAAAAUGUUUCAUGGGUGAGAGAGAGACUAUAGUAAAUGUGAAUAAUGUUCUUCUCCAAAGCCUUGAAAAUGGCCGCGCUAAUGUUGUUGAUUUUUUCGUUUAAUAUCUUCUUAUUCCUUUAAAUAGAAUAUCUAAUACAAUUCUGGCUUAAAUUAUCAGUGAAUUUACGAAGCAUUUGUUGAUAGAUUUGGUUUCGACAAAACUAAUCUAUUAUGAAGCUAUAAUAUUUGUACGUCCAAUAACUUAAGCAUUUCCUACGAAUAAGAAUUACAAGCAUUGAAAAAUUUUCCCGUUUAUCAUGCAAUGAGCCAUAAAUUAAUAAUUAUAUUCGGUGUUGUAGGUUACGUUUGCGCAGAAGAUGUAAAGAAGAAAACGAUUCUCAAUAACACGUGUCCCAAAUGUUCACUGUAUAUAUCUACGUAGUAUUUCAAACUUUCAAUUGAAACAGCGAGGUUCUAGAAUUCAGGCCCACAAUUUCUUACUUGAGUUUCCAAUUAUUGCUCGGUAUAGAGUAAAGAGUAUAGAGCCCGGUAUAGAGUAAAGCCUGUAUUAAUAACAACGAAAUUGAUAUGGAGUUUCCAAAUGAAACUUGUUGCUCGUGCCAUCUUCGGUCGCUCUCUUUUUGGGUACCGUUUUUUUAGAACUCUGAGUGAGUGAGUGAGUCUGCAUUUCUUAUGAUAUUGAGUCAUUAGCCUGAGUGCAAUCAAUUGUUCUUAUUACAGAAUGCAAAAUAAUUUCAAUAUAACCUUUUUUGGCAGCGAGUUGAAUGCGUAAGGUUGCUUUUUUCGCCUGGAAUCUUUUGUAAUUUCAGUGUAAAAAGUUUUCCCCAGCAUAGAAUUUACCGUUGUUUUUUUAGCUUUCAAUAGAUUCGGAAUUAUAUGCGCAAUUGUUAUACGUGAGCUUCAAAUUGCCCAAAUUCUAAAAAUUACAUAAAUUUCAAUAUAUGUUGGGUUCUUUUUUCGUAUUUUUUGGUGUUCAUCGAAUAAUAUGAACAUUUCUUGCAUUUUUGUUCACGGUUGAGUAAUUUUAUACCUGCAUUGAUGCAAUAAAAUUAGAUUAAAUCAUUGGAGGCUUUUCGAAUAGAAAUAUUCACUUGUAAUAUGAUUAAUGUUGAAUGUACUUGAAAUUAAUGAUCACUAAUUUCACUCAUUUCAUGAUUUUCGUGUUCAUCGUUUUCACUCUAAUGAAUGUUGAUAAGCCAAAAUGUCCUUGUAUAUAUUAUAAUGCUAAUAACUUAAUUCUAAUUGUGCAAUACUUAUUACAAUCUAUUUCAUGAGUGAAGAUUUCCGAUACUUGUCUAUUUUUUAUGUCGUGCAUAAUGUUAAAUACUCAUGCCAUUGUUAGACUGGAGGACACAAUCCAAGCUAUAUGUCCUAUUGUAAUUACUGGGGCUGAAAUUGAAUAAUCAGAAAGGAGCCAUUUGAAAAAAAUAUCAAUAUAUUUUCGGUCUAAAAUGUGACUCAAAUUAGCAAAUUAUGAUAGUGGAUCACUUUUAAAUUACUUUCUUCUGUUCGAAGAGUGUUUUUGACAUUUUUGGCAUGUUAAUUCAGUUUGACCUUGUUGAACAUUUCGGCUGGCAUAAAUACGCUUUUUGUUCCUGAUGGUUUUUUAAACUGGGUACUGCUAUACUAACAUCGGAUCACAGCAAAGACAGCUAAAUUGUAUUCAUGUAAAAGUAUAGAACUGGAUAUAAUAGUUAUCGUGGAGCUCUAAGCUAAACUAUAUAAUGAUCUAUUGGAUGGCUAUAAUUGUUUUUCACAAUGAUGGAAAUUACCGAAGAAUAAUAAUUUGUACAUGUUUGUAUUAUAGAUAAGUGUUAUUGCUUACUAACUGAUAACUGACGAUGUACACAGGCGUUAAUUCAUGAGUA